CCAAUUUAAAACUGAAAGACUGAGAGACCAGGCUGGAAAAUACUGCUGGUCUUACGGCUCGUUUUUCUACAGUAACUUGUCAGCACAUACAGGGCACAAUUGUAUAAAAGUUUAUAAUCUAAAAAGUUUAUAAUUUAAAAUUUAAAAUAGAAUAAUAAUACGGAAAUAAUACGAAAACAUUACGACGUAAUCGGGCUCUGAAGGAGGAGCAGCCCAUGAAUUUGGACACAGUCCAGGUCUGUAAAAACGCAGUGAUUUCCCCUGGUUCAGCUCUGUCGGGUAAUCCGACGAGUCUCAUGUUUGGAUCUCCGGCUUCUGUUUUCAAGGUCGUCCACUUUCAGUAGGAGUUCCUGACAGUUUAGUUCAAUAACAAGUGGCCUCCCAACUUGUUAGUGAGGAAACCACGUCCUCAAUUUUACUCAUACGAGAUUCUGCUGAGCAGUGUAAAAUGCAAACCAACGUCCAGAUAAUCCAAACUGUUGUAGAGCAGUGAGGUAUAUUCAGCAAAUCUAAGGAAGACUUCCUGCUGGAAAACAUGUCUGACAGCAUACAAACAAAAAGGAGAAGAACAGAUCCACAAACUAUCCUCUGUGACAUGUGUACAGAGGACAGGAAACCAGCAAAGAAGACGUGCAUGAAGUGUGAGAUCUCCAUGUGUGUCCAGCACCUCCAGGCCCACCUGACCACACCUGUGUUACUGCAGACUCAUCCUCUGACUGAACCCAUGGCUUUAUGUGGGAACACCAAAUGUUCUCAGCACGGCAAGCUCCUGGAGUACUACUGCUUGGACGACAUGACCUGUGUGUGUGUUUCCUGCGCCAUUGAGGACCAGCACCGCCUACACAAUAUGAAGACCUUCUCCACAGCCCACAAAGAGCUCCUGGAGAAGCUGAAAGCUGAGCAGCUGAUCUUACAGGAGAAAACAGACGAUGAGGAUGUGAGUCUGGAAAAGUGGGAGAAGAGUGAAAGAGAGAAGCUGGGUCGCUGCAGUGUGCGUCUGAUUGAGGCUGUGACUAAGCUGCGUGACAUCUCUCUGACCAGCGUCCAGAGCUCAGUCUCUGCUCGUAUGGUGUCCCUGAAAACCAGCAAGAGCAGCAUGGAAGCAGCACAGAAGGAGAAGGACACCUUCAGAUUCCUGCAGAUGUAUUCUCAGGUGCAUCAGGAUGUGGAGAAGGCCAAAGCUGUGGAUCUGAGAAAAGGGCUGGAGCCGGGCAGCCAUCGGGACAAACUGGUUGAGGAGAUGAGACAGAAUGGGGAGAAGAUGGUGAAGCAAGCGUCUCAGUUCUGGGGAUCAUUGCUGACUCUGGUUGAUCCUGAACACCACCAGGAGCUUGUUCCCACUGAUUCACAUCUGAUCUUUGAGCCACAGUCUCUGGGUCCUGGCAUGUCGCUGUCCAAAGACAAGAGGAAGGUUUUCCACAACAGCUACCUGGGACAGUGCUGUGCAACUCUUCUAAUCUGUAGUACCAAGACAGCCAGCAGCUAUCAGAGGUGGGUGGUCAGUCUGCCUGAAGAGUCUGAUUGGACGACUGGUUUAUGUGAAAAAACAUCUGCAAAGAACUUGAAGGAUGGAGCUGUGUAUGGACUGUGCUGGGAAGAUAAGCAGCUCAGCAGCCUCACAACAAAGAGAAAUGAAGGUUCUCAAUCAUCCACUUCACAAGGUUUGAAGGUGCGAAAUACUGGCACAGCCAAAACUGGGACCCAACUCGUGACAACCUCUGCAUUAAUCACAUAUCAGGGGGAGAAUGGAGAAGAGCCUGUACCACGACCUGAAAAGGUGGAGGUGUUGUGGAACUUUCCUGCCUCCACGCUGUCCUUCUUCAGGAGAACCAGACAGCACCAGAGAGAAGAAAUCAUCACAAUGAAGCUUAAAGUAAGCAUCAACAACUGGGACCUGGUCCCAUUUGUCCAACUGGGAAAGCAAAAUAUCCACAGCACGACCCAGCAGCAGCAGUGGAAGUGUUCAUGUGGAAAAGAUUACUACUGGGAUGGUAACAGGUACCGGGAUCAUAGUUCCGGCUACUCCCACCAGUCUGUUUGUUCCUGUGGAAAAGCUCUUAGUGUCACAGAGAUGGUUUGUAAACUUUGCUAAUUGUAGCUCUGUUUGUUUGUUUGUUUUUUCUUUUUUUGUUUUCACAAGAUGAAUAUAAAUUUAAGUCACUGGUGAAUUCAGUGUGAUGAAUCUUUAGUUAUGAAUUUGUAAAAUUUAAAGAGUAAACAAAAUUCAAAUCAAACAUGAAAUGCAUAUUCACUUGCAUGUUUUACAAUUUUACUUAUCUUUUGCAUUUCUUUCCAAUGUAGCAACAAAGUCUUUUAGUUUAAAGUUUUCUGCUUUAUUUCACCUGCAAGUUGAAGAUGUUUGUCUCCAUCUACUGUUGGUGCUCUCACAGAGUGCUUUGGCCUUAUUAAUGAGAACAAAGAAACUUCUGUUUUUGAUACACUGUAAAUGAUUUGAUCAAUAAUGAAUUAAGUUGAUGUUCAGUUUGGAAAAUAAAGGAACUAAAGGAACCCAGCAAGGGAACGUCAUCCAUAAGAUAAAUUAAUA
Oreochromis aureus is the source of this 2545-nucleotide messenger RNA. RefSeq names its product E3 ubiquitin-protein ligase TRIM7-like. The record is from RefSeq and is a predicted model, not a curated record. The coding region runs from base 536 to 2092 and encodes 518 amino acids. The transcript is spliced from 2 exons. Lineage: Eukaryota; Metazoa; Chordata; Actinopteri; Cichliformes; Cichlidae. Gene Ontology annotation, molecular function: zinc ion binding.